GUUCGCCUGUACACUACGCAGUGAAUCGUCCCAUCUCGAAAGGAUAUCAGUUUACACAGUAAUACUAAAUAAUUCAAAAAAUGCUGAGGAACGUUAUAAUAGUGGUUUUAGUAAGUGUGAUAUUUCAAUGUAACGGUCACCUGCCUUCACUUACGGGCAUACUAGGUGGGGCACACAAACAUGUUCAUCAUACGGUGCAAGGAGUGGCGAAUACUGUUCUUGGCGGAUUUAACUUCGAAGGUCACGUGCAAGUUGGUGGUCAUUCUCGCCCCCAACCACCCAGAACAGAACAGCCAGAAACGGUAAUUGUCAUCGUUGAUGAAAGCCCCGACAAUGAUUACAGUCCUGGACCUCAAAAUCGACCAAACCAAGGACAUGGACAAUACAAUCAUAACAACGGACCAUACCGUCCUCAUGGACAUAAUAAUUUUGGGCAUGGACGACCUUGGCAAAACCAAAAUGGUAAUUACAAUAACGUAAACUCAAACAGACCCUAUCAUAACCAUUAUGGACAACAUCCCAACAGCAAUGGCAACCACAACGGCUACGGACAUAAUCAUAACGGUAAUCAAUACCAACACGUCAAUCAGAACAAUUUCAAUAGACCGGAGCAAACAACACAAGGGUAUGGCAAUCCAAAUAACGGCUACAACAACCAACCUUCGGAUCAGUCGACUCAAAACAAUGGAUACACAAGCCAGAACAACUAUGGUCAAACGCAAUCACCUCCAACGGCGGAAACGCGUCCCACGUUUGGUUCAAUUCAUGAAAAUGAUAGCCAUACAAAGAAACCUAACCAAAAUGAUAAAACAACAACGGAAUCUGAUGUGCCCCAGUUCGUGCCACUAAAUCCCAAUGAAUACGUGUACGGAGGCGAGAAAAUUAAUAUAGCAGCACCAAAAAGGGAAACGGAUAGUAAUAAACCCGCUUCAGAUAAUGAUGAUGGUGAAUACCCAAUAGACAUAAGAGGUUUCAAGACAACUAAUAAAUAGUUGGUGUCAGAAUUUUAUUUAAUAACUAGUAAGUAUGGCAUUUUAUUUACUCAUUUUGUAAUUUUUACUACUUUUUUAAAACAAAUAUAUGAAA
Hyposmocoma kahamanoa is the source of this 1086-nucleotide messenger RNA. RefSeq names its product GATA zinc finger domain-containing protein 14-like. NCBI's taxonomy places the organism in Eukaryota, Metazoa, Arthropoda, Insecta, Lepidoptera, Cosmopterigidae. The transcript has a single exon. The coding region runs from base 81 to 992 and encodes 303 amino acids. The record is from RefSeq and is a predicted model, not a curated record.